Messenger RNA from Cladocopium goreaui, 1218 nucleotides. The record is from the annotation of a GenBank genome assembly. NCBI's taxonomy places the organism in Eukaryota, Dinophyceae, Suessiales, Symbiodiniaceae.
AUGGCACCCAAGAAGAGGCCUGCUUCUGCCAGGGAUGGCACAACCCUGGCCUUGCCACCUUCUGCUUCACCAAAAGCAAAGGCAAAGACUUCAAAUGAAGCCAUUGGCUCUGAUGAGAAUAAUGACAAAGACAGCUUAUUUGCAGAACCAGGAGAUGAAGAAACAAAACCUGGUGACAACACAGAGGGAAAGGAGGAAGAACCAGAGGACAGUGCACACAAUGCAAAGCCAACGCCAAAGCCAAAAAAAACAAAGAAAAGAGAGAAACAGGUAAAGAAGAAAGAAGAGAAGAAAGCAGUGCAAAAGAAGAUGAAAAGGCCUGCUGCUGCCACAGGAGAUGAUGAAAAAGAGAAGAAAGAAAGUGCCAUUCCUGACCACAUUUGGGAGAUGUUUAGCAAAGAAGCUGCCAAGCAUCCCAAACCACGACAGUUCAAGACCAAAUUGAUUAACAAGCUCUUCAAAGAGGAUGGAAGUGGAGGCUACAUUAUGUGUGCAGAAGAUCCUUGGUUCCAGCAGCAGAAAGAGAUUUUCCAUAAGAGGUAUGGAAAAGAUGAACAGCAGGGAACACCAAAGGAUGUGUUUCUGUACCAAGUGUUCCAUGGCAACAAAGAGGCCUUGGAUCAGGCCAUCCAGAAUGGCAGUGUUCAACAGUGGCAACAGGAUGGUGUUCCUUUCUGUGGUUGCAGAAAGACAAAGGCAGGAGUUGAAAACGCAAGGCAAGACACUACCAAGAUUGGUGCCAAAGAAGUUAAGCUGGAUGGCUCCCAGUACCAGGCACUGAGCAAAGCCUUCAAAACCCUUUCCUGGAGCUUUGGUGACCAGCAGCUGUGUGAUGGGGGUACUGGUGGUGGAGCUCCAUCAUCUAGCUCAGGGCAGAAUAGGGCAGUCGAGGAUGUGGGCUUGACCAAAGAGAUGAUCACAACUCUCCAAGAUGCUAAAAACGCACAAGAAAAGUUGCAUGCCACAGCCAUGAAGCUGCUCAACAAGUGUUCUUCAGUGGCUGACCAGCAGGAGUUCAAGGCUACAGUGAAAGCUUUGAAAGACUGGUCACAGAAGAAUGAGUAUGUCCUGGCCUGGAAGAGGGAGCUGCCAGAUGAAUCCCCUUUGACACCAACCAACUUUCGAGCUUUCAUCACCGACCAGGCUGACUCAACAAGGAAAUUGAAUGAGGAAGUAGAGAAGUUCAAGGCUUUGCUGAAAACAAGAGGAGAGUUCUGA